Penicillium expansum is the source of this 927-nucleotide messenger RNA. RefSeq names its product tRNA-specific adenosine deaminase. The transcript has a single exon. The record is from RefSeq and is a predicted model, not a curated record. NCBI's taxonomy places the organism in Eukaryota, Fungi, Ascomycota, Eurotiomycetes, Eurotiales, Aspergillaceae. The coding region runs from base 1 to 927 and encodes 308 amino acids. Gene Ontology annotation, molecular function: RNA binding; tRNA-specific adenosine-37 deaminase activity. Gene Ontology annotation, biological process: tRNA wobble adenosine to inosine editing.
AUGGACGCCGAGUCCACGCGCAGCAAGUCCUGCUCAGACAAGCUUGCAUUACGGCAAGUUUCCUCAUUGUUGUCCUGUGAGACCAGUCGCCUCGUCGCUCCCACCGAAAACGCCUAUCUGGCGGGUUUGAUUCUCCCCGAGGACGAAAUCAGUCAAGUUGGCUGUGACCGCUCCUUUGGCGAGAAUGGCCGAAUGCAAGCUUUGAGUGGGCGAUAUUGGCCUAGGGAGACAAAGUUGAAUGAGAAGACACCAGGGUAUCGAUUCCGGCCAUUCCAGGUUCUUUCGGUGCCGAGUGAAGAGUUGGCAGCGCUUUGGCCUUUUGCGAAGCCAAAAUCUGUGCCUUGUCCUGCAAUUUCUUUGGAGCAGGAAAGAGAUUCUUUAACAUCUGGUGCAAAACCUAAAAAGGCCAGGCCAGGGAAUGUGAGCGCCGUUUGGAUAUUGGCUCCCUCGUAUAAUUAUCCAUCGGCAAUGACCAUGGAUACCGGCAGCAAGUCAGUGCCAACCCUUUGUCAUUCCAAAACCGGCUUAUAUGAGACUAUCAUCAACGGAGUGAAGCAAGGAAACCGGGCAUCUUCACCCGGUGCCCGUGGGGCCUCGUCUCUAUCCCGAGCUAAGCUUUGGGCUCUUUUUCGUAAAAUCACGCCUGCCUCGGUUCCACACACCUAUCAAACCGAUGUCUCCCCAUCCGGACCGCUGUCGGAUGCCAUAGAGGCUGAAGAUUUGCCCAUCAAUACACUUCAGCCUCACAUGCCAGAUAUAACCACCUACCAGGAUUUCAAAAAUCCUAGCAACUUGGAAGACCCGUUGCAAAUCCGUAAUCAGGCCAUCGGAGAUGCGAAACUGGUUCUCAAGGGAUGGAUGGCCAAUACAGGAGAUGAAUCGUGGGGCUUGGAUGUUUUGGUUGACCCCAAAAAGCGAAAGCGUUGA